Messenger RNA from Colletotrichum orchidophilum, 2385 nucleotides. RefSeq lists its product as uncharacterized. Gene Ontology annotation, cellular component: Golgi apparatus; cytosol; cytoplasm. Lineage: Eukaryota; Fungi; Ascomycota; Sordariomycetes; Glomerellales; Glomerellaceae. The coding region runs from base 1 to 2385 and encodes 794 amino acids. The transcript is spliced from 5 exons. The record is from RefSeq and is a predicted model, not a curated record. Gene Ontology annotation, biological process: autophagy of mitochondrion; regulation of apoptotic process; protein polyubiquitination. Gene Ontology annotation, molecular function: ubiquitin protein ligase activity; zinc ion binding; ubiquitin conjugating enzyme binding.
AUGGGAUUUUCGGAAGGUAUUCUGGGAGCCCAUCACACCGUCGGGUGUGUUUGGACACAAACACAAAUCAAUUUCACAAACAGCGACUGGCAGAAAGUCAUUAUAAUCUGGGCAAAAGACCCCGGCAACACCGGGCAGCCCUCACAGUUCCUCCUCUCCCAACAAGCAGGCUACGACCGCAAGAAAUGGGGCGACAUUCCCAACGCCUUUUCUACAAUUGAAGCAACCCUCCCACGCAGCGGUGAGAACGGACGGAAAAACCUGGACCAUCCCAAAGUAUACGUCGCGUGGUCGAAGCAAGCCGUUUACCACGACAAAAAUACGGGUUGGAACGAGGUCUUGUCCCAGCUUACGAACAAUGCCUCUCGGUCCCAGGAUUGGUGGCAUUACCACACGAGUAGUAAAUCCCAUCCUCCCGAGUUCUAUCUGUAUAAAAUUGAAAACAUCGACAAGAGGCCACUAUACACCACCCUUUUAUCUCCCAAGGAGAUCAUACGGGAGAUCAAGGGCAUCAAAACCCGCUUCGGAAAUGGAGCCUCGGUCCUCAAAACCUCCCCGGCGCCCGCAUCCUCCACCAUUGCAGUAGUAUGCGCCAAGGGCGAUGACAACGCGUUCCCGCGCUUUCUCGACUGCCUCCGCCGGAUGCACUAUAACCACUGGGCAGACACGGCACGCGUCCAGUUCCACAACAACAGACUAGCAAGGAUCGCCUACAUAACUGUUGACGAUCCAAACUUUGCCAAGAUCUUCGAUAGUCCCGCCGGUGGCGAAUGUCAAGGUGAAAGCAGGCGUGAGAUCACGUCUCCUUCUCCAAGGGAGCCCCGCGUCGUCAGGGAGCAGCAGAAUCUCAGGAGCUCCCUUUUGGAAUCUCACUGCCAAAAGGCCUCCAAGUUCGUGAUCUUAGGGUGGGAAAACGCGACGAGGGCGGUGAUGAUUGAGUUUGAUCAUCACAUGGUGGCAAAGAACAUGGCCUGCAUCUUCUCCCAGGGGAAAUACAAAAUCUUGGGCGUACGGAUAUCCCUAUUGAGUGUUGACGGCUCGAUCGUCCACUUGAAGGGAGUCCCAGCCUCCGCUACGGUGUCGGACAUCAUAGCGAGCAUACGAGGAACAGCGAGACCCAGCAAGAUCCGUCUGGGACCGAGCUCCUAUACCCAGAACACCAACUCGCACAUCAGAGAGAUGGACGACAUACUCCGAGAGUAUGGGCCGCUCGAGUCGCCGCUGACCAUCUGCCCAUUUGAUGGCACGCCGGGAACGAUACGGGCGACUGCAAGCUUUGUCCACGAGGCCGACGCAGCCAGGGCCGUCGCGGAGUGCGACGAAAUGAGGCUGCCCUUCUGGCUCAGCGGGCGACUCACAAUAUUUCCGCUCUAUAGGGUGUAUCUCGAUGUCCUCCAAUCUGUGUACGACAAGAACCCCGUGCACCAAUGGUUCGAUUCGGCGACAACCAGGGUAGAAGGCAUGACGUUGGUAAACUACCCCGAAAUCGGAACCAGUAGAAUUAUGCUCCAGUCGUCGAAUCCUCAAAGACUGGUCUUCGGCACCCAGCAAGUCGAGGACGUCUACAAGGACCAGACUCUUCGACGGCCACCGACCGCUUCGUUUCCAAUCAACUUGCCCCGAAAGCACUCCCACCAGACCGAGCCCACAUCGGCAUGUCACAUCUGCCUGAAUAUCCCGUUGCUGACCGUGACCGCGUAUUGCGGCCACGUCUUUUGUCCAGAUUGUUUCACCUCGUUCGCCAUGUCAGCGGUCGAGUCGAGAAACGCCCAGGACACCAAGACCCGAUGCUUCGGAGGCGAAGACGCCGCGUGCACCCACGUCUUCAGCCUCCAAGAGCUCAAAGACAACCUCACCAUGACCAACUUUGAAAAGGUCCUCGAGCUCGCACUCGUCACCCACGCCGCCCGGAAUCCAGCCACCUUCAAAGCCUGCCCAGGCCCAGACUGCGACCGCAUCCACGUAAAGCCACCCGUCGCCGCCGCUCCUCCCAAACGCACCUACCGGGACGCCUUAAUGUUGACGACGAGAACGACCAGGCUCACGUGCAGCAGCUGCGACUUCAACUUCUGCGGCGAGUGUUACACCGCCCACGGCGAGCACCUCUCCUGCAGCGAGGCCGAGGCCGAGAGGGCCUGGGAACUCCAGGCGGCGGGCCUCGGCAUCAAGCGCUGCGGGUAUUGUACGGCGCCCAUUGAAAAGAGCGACGGGUGCCAGCACGUCAUCUGUCGGUGCGGGAGGCACAUCUGCUGGGUUUGCAUGGAGGAUUUCCAAGGCGUGGAUGAAUGCUAUGAUCAUCUUCAAGCUGCCCACGGGGGUAUCUUUGCGGGUUUGGAUGAAUAUGAAGAUGAAUCGGAAGAGUAUGACACCAUGGAUGAGGAGUAG